Molecule: messenger RNA, 561 nt
Organism: Plenodomus lingam JN3
Lineage: Eukaryota; Fungi; Ascomycota; Dothideomycetes; Pleosporales; Leptosphaeriaceae
Source: RefSeq, a predicted model, not a curated record
AUGGGCUACCUGAAUGAGGAGCAAGAGGCCAUCUACCAGGACAUAGUCGCUCGCAUAAAUGCCUUCGACGUACUGGCCUCGCAGUCCCCGCCCGCUCCGCCUGCUGUCCCCACGCGCCCUCCACCCCCGGUGCCCACACGCCCUCUACCACCCACUCCUACGCGCCCCCUACCGCCCAUUCCCGUGCGUGCGCGGGCAGAGAAGGAAAGUUCAGCCGCCUACACUGUCCUGGUGCCUGGAAAGCCCCUCCCCCGCCGCCCCAGCACACCUAACGACCACACGGGCAUCGGCGAUCUCCCCGCAGCUCUUCUGCGCCGGAUCAUUUUCGGUCACCUCAAUGACAUCUCCUCUCGCAGCGCUCUGACCCGCGCCGCCCCCUCCAUCGUCAUCAAGGCCGUGCGUCGCGAGCCCAUGGUUCCCAUCGCGCAGGUGGAUCCGGGCUGGCCGCUGAAGAGGCUGCAGCUGGAGCUUGUGCUCCUCGUCAUGGACUCCGACGAGAUCAUAGAGGAUACCACUUGGUGGUACAUGUGGAGUAUGUUGAGAAGGGCGGGACGUCGUUGA